CCAGUGUUGUCAACAAUUAACAUUUUAUUAGAAAAAUAUCAAGCAGCUUUAUAAUUAUUUCACAAACUGAUUUCUCCUAACAGCUUGAAAAUAGUUCACGUUAAUUCAAGCUGUCUCAAGUGAGUAGUCCCAACCAUCAUCGGUGAUUGGCUGAUAGCCCCAGAAUCAGAAUGAUGACGUCAAAGCCAACGUAACUCUUCAAAGCGAUGUGCUUGUCGCCUAGCAACUGAUUGAUCUUUCCACUAAGUGAUCUGGUGAAAGGAGGCGUGUUGUGAUUAGUUUAAUUACGAUACAACAAUAUGAGCGGAGAUGAUCUGAUGAUGAUUUUUAUUAAAAGUGUUCAGGUUUUUAUUCGACUACUACUCCGUGGUGGCGUCGAGUUACGCAUGGCGACGUGAAUCCCCCUGACUCCCACCGCUGCUGCGUAAACAGCGUAAAAAAAAAAAAAAAGCCCAGACUCGUCAUAUUUGCUCCCAGUGAUGCACGAUCCCGUGGUUUUCUCCCUACGAGCCAUGUCUUCUUCUUCUCCUUCUUCCCUCCACCAUCCCUCCUGCUUUGACGCAUGAACCCACGGCUCCAUCGACUCUUCCCAUCUGAACGGGGCAGCUCGCUCGCUCUCUCGCUCCGCCGUCGGUCCGGUGUUUGUCCGGCCCUUCCACCGCAGCCCCGAGCCGCAGCCGCCCGGCAGCUGAGCCCUUUGCUCCUGAACACGGCUCCUGCCAUGACUUCCUCUUCCACCUCCUCCUGCGAUUCAGCCGAAAUUCGCUAAAUGGGAUUUGUGGCCGGUCCGAGGUUUCCACAGCAACUGGCCCCCCGCUUCCAUUCCGCUCCGUCUCAUGCGCGCAGCCACACCGAUCUAACCCGGUUCCUCGCUGCGCGUCUCCGGUGUUUGGGCUGAAUCUCAGGACGCGUCAAAGGUCUGCACAUGGGGGCGGGCAAGAGCAAGCCCAAGGAGCCAGGCCAGCGCUCCAUGAGCCUGGAUGGCACCAUCGGCACAGGCUCAGACAGCGGACGUUUCCACCACCUGGGCCCCUCCCAGCAGACACAAACCCCCAACAGGAGCCCUGCGGUCGGAACGGGCAGGAGGGGGCAUCAAGGGCAGCACCAGCACGCACCAACAAACACUCCUGAGCUGGCUCUUUUCGGAGGGGUGGACCACACAGGUACCAUCACCUCGCCUCAGAGGGGACCUCUGUCAGGAGGUGUCACUACAUUUGUGGCGUUGUAUGACUAUGAGUCACGGACAGCGUCUGAUCUGACUUUUAGGAAAGGCGACAGGCUGCAGAUUGUCAACAACACGAAAAAGUACAGCUUCAGAGAAGGGGACUGGUGGCUCGCUCGCUCCCUAACGACAGGCGAGAGCGGUUAUAUCCCCAGCAACUACGUGGCUCCAUCCGACUCCAUCCAAGCAGAAGAGUGGUAUUUUGGGAAGAUCACUCGUCGUGAUUCCGAGCGACUCCUUCUGAACCUGCAGAACAGAAGAGGAACCUUCCUGGUGCGGGAGAGCGAGACCACGAAAGGGGCAUAUUGCCUGUCAGUGCUGGAUUAUGAUAACACCAAAGGCCUGAAUGUUAAACAUUACAAGAUCAGGAAGCUGGAUAGCGGCGGUUUCUACAUCACGUCCCGCACCCAGUUCACCAGCCUACAGCAGCUAGUCUUCCACUACCGCAAGCACUCUGAUGGGCUGUGCCACGCUCUCUCAGACGUGUGUCCAGUGGCCAAACCUCAGACCCAGGGACUGGCCAGGGACGCCUGGGAGAUCCCCCGCGAGUCGCUCCGCCUCGACCUUAAACUGGGACAGGGCUGCUUUGGAGAAGUCUGGAUGGGUACGUGGAACGGUACGACGCGAGUAGCCAUCAAGACCCUGAAGCCCGGCACCAUGUCUCCGGAGGCCUUUCUUCAGGAAGCACAGGUCAUGAAGAAGCUGCGGCACGAGAAGUUGGUCCAACUGUACGCUGUGGUGUCUGAGGAGCCCAUCUACAUUGUGACAGAGUACAUGAGCCAAGGGAGCUUAUUGGACUUCCUUAAAGGGGAAGCAGGGAAGAUGCUCCGUCUGCCUCAGCUGGUAGACAUGUCCGCUCAGAUUGCUGCGGGCAUGGCGUACGUGGAGAGGAUGAACUAUGUCCAUAGAGAUUUGCGCGCCGCCAACAUCCUGGUGGGAGACAACCUGGUGUGUAAAGUGGCCGACUUCGGUCUGGCAAGACUCAUCGAGGACAAUGAGUACACCGCAAGACAGGGUGCCAAGUUCCCAAUCAAAUGGACGGCACCAGAGGCAGCUCUGUACGGUCGCUUCACCAUCAAGUCAGACGUCUGGUCCUUUGGUGUGCUGCUCACAGAGCUGGCAACUAAAGGCAGAGUCCCCUAUCCAGGAAUGGUGAACCGCGAGGUGCUGGACCAGGUGGAGCGCGGCUACAGGAUGCCCUGCCCGGCAGAGUGUCCCAGCUCCUUACACGAGCUCAUGCUCUCCUGCUGGAGGAAGGACCCGGAGGAGAGGCCUACGUUCGAGUACCUGCAGGGCUUCCUAGAGGACUACUUCACCUCCACAGAACCCCAGUAUCAGCCUGGGGAGAACCUAUAGAACCACACACUGAACCGAAUCCUAGGGGGGGGGGGGAAAUCUCCACACCGAACGAUCUGCACUAACCGACCUCAGAGAAAAGCCUGUGAGAGGAUCCGAGACUGUGAAACUCAUCUGGGAGGAACUUGAGAUUCUUCUGUGGAAGCAACCAAGAGAAGCACUGACAGAACAUCCCCCCCGUGCUGCUGCAGAAGAACCUAGAGAACCUCCUUCCUGAAAGCACUCACUGUUUACUUUAGGUUCUCCUGUAGCUGUAAGAGGAGCACUCCUGCUGGACAAAGCUGCGGCUCUGAUUCGAUUGAGGGACUACACUUGCGGUUACGUGUUUUUUUGUUUUUUUUUGAUGGUGCCACUGAUGUGGGAGGAACCGAAUCAGGACAGAGCUAGAGGGGGAAAGGAAGAAGCCCCCUGCUGAAGAGAGAAGGCCAUGGGAGGAUAUUUCUGCCGAGCAUGAGCUGGUCAACUACACCUCCCUCUUUCGCUCUUCUGUCUUCUUACCCUCGUCUGGUCCCGUCUCCCCCCACAGAAGAGCACUGCCACUGAGGCUCAGGUGCCAAAGGAAAGUCAGUCUCUCUUAUCUCCUUUCUGCCUCUUUCUAUUUCUGUCUGACUUUCAGUAUCUCUCUCCAGUUUUCUCAAGUGCUGCUUCUUCAAAGUGUCUCCAAAUAACUCAGCUCUGGAACUCUUCUUUGCAUCUUUAUUUAUGUUUACUUGGAUAAUUAACGUCCUGGUUUCACGUGUUGGUCAGUAGCAGAUUAAAGUUCCUGUUUUCUCUUUAUUUUCCUCUGAUUAUGAAUAGAGGAGUUUGUUAGAGCCACUAUCACGGUAGUUCCAGGAUACAUGUACUCUACAGGCAGGUUCUGUUACGCUGAAAAUUGGUUUAAAUUUCAAUAAAACUUUGGGUCUUUAUCUCUCGUUCACUCCAUGUUUUUCUUUGACGCGUGCUGAACAGGUGUUGUUGCCUGCUGGAUCCAAACCACGGUGAUUAAAAUCGACUUUUGAUGCAGGUAGCAUUUGAAUGCAUGUCGUUCGUUGAUUUUGAUUUAACUGGAACCUUUCUUCGGAAAUAAUCGGCACUGUUGUGUUGGCGGUGCAGAGCGGUUUUUAACGGAUACCAGCUCAUUUCCUCGGAGGCGUAAAUCGGGCGUCAAACAUUCAUGUGACCCACUAAGAUGCUGACAUCGCCACCAAACCGAUCCUAUUAUUAGACUUGGCUCAAGACGGGAAAACCCUGAGAGUAAAAGCCUGCUGUGUUCUGUGCCAAACGAAUCAUUUCUUUACUGCUGUCUGUGUAUAUACUGGUUUACAAUCAACAGGCUUUGGGUUUUUAAACUUUGCUCCAUUUCCCCAGGAAACGUUGUGUUAGUGAGCGAACAGGACGGAUCAACCUGUUACUGUUCACUGUAAGGUUUUUAGUUCACUUCCCAGUGUUACAUCCAAGGAAAUAUGCAACCAGGCGGCCCCCAAUGAAACUGUAAAACUUUAAUCAGGUAACCCUAAUAAAAACUGUGUUUAUGACUUGCUAUGAGAGUUGAUUUUGAAACCAGUUAGCAUGCUUUUGUGCUGUUUUUUCUCUUGACCACUGGCUGGGUUUGUAUUUAUGCUGUAAUGUACAUCAACAUGUGUAUGUUUCCUUUAUCUCAAGGUUCAGGUGAGGUGAGCAGAUCAUAUAAACAGACUUAGGAACAUUUUUGCCAUCAACUUCCAAUUUAAUUUUUAUUGAUAUCCACUGCUGCCAGUUCUCACUCAUACUGUACAUACUGUAGCUCUUUAAGGUUGAUUUUUCAUGUAAGCCACUUUCAAAUGGCAGACAUUUACGUUGAGUGUCACACAUUUCAUGGUGGUUUGGUUUUAUGACGUAGUUGAUACAGUAACAGUAGAUUUGAUUAUAGAGUAUUACCAACAAAUACUAUUAAAACACAUGAGUCAUGCAGCAAUAAGAGAGAGGAUGGCCCACGUCCAAAAAACCCUGAAGCGAUGAAAGAUGACGGACAUUAAUCAGUAACGUGUUUGACUCUGAAACCACAAUGAAAAAGUGAGUUUGGGCUGUUUUACAAAAUGAAAAAUGAAGUCAAAGAUGUAAAUAGUAUCUUAAAUGACUGUGACGAUCAUGUUAUUUGUUUUUGUACAGUUUUUCUUUAAUUGCACCUCCACGCUGAUGUUUUUUUACAGCGACGCACGCCUGCUCCCAAAAUGUUUUCAUAAGAAGACGCGAUUUUAAAUGAGGCUUAUGGAAUGUUUGAAUUUUUUUUCAAAUAUUGGACUUAAUAGAAAAUCAUAUUCUGUUUAAAAUCUCUAUAUCUGCAAAAAGACAAUUUAAAAUUGGGCUUGACUCACAUGUUUCUAAUAAUCUAAUGAUAAGUGCUUUCCUCUUUUGAAUUGGGAACCCCCCUCUUUAUUCCAAUGCACUGAACCGCCUGUAAGUCACUGGGACAAUGUGGAAGUGGACGGACUCAUGACAAAUAUGAGUAGCCAAGGUUUGAUUGUGCCAUAUUUAAAUGUCUCGGCCUUUUCUUUUUGGUUGUUUUUUUAUAAAUCUAUGCAGUUUGGUCUGAUCUUGCAAUUUUAUGGCCAUUUUGUUCUUAAGUCAAAAACAAUGAUAGUAAACAGAAGGUGAGCAUUUUGUAAGAACUUUUGUCUUUUUUUUCUGAUGUAACGGGAUUGAAAUGGGUAUCGUGCCACUUUAUGUUGAUCUUAUGUUGUGCAAUAAAUUAUAUUUCAAAUGUG
This is a messenger RNA of Paralichthys olivaceus (Japanese flounder), 5304 nucleotides long. Its product is annotated as proto-oncogene tyrosine-protein kinase Src. NCBI's taxonomy places the organism in Eukaryota, Metazoa, Chordata, Actinopteri, Pleuronectiformes, Paralichthyidae. Gene Ontology annotation, molecular function: signaling receptor binding; non-membrane spanning protein tyrosine kinase activity; ATP binding. The record is from RefSeq and is a predicted model, not a curated record. Gene Ontology annotation, biological process: progesterone receptor signaling pathway; protein phosphorylation; epidermal growth factor receptor signaling pathway. Gene Ontology annotation, cellular component: extrinsic component of cytoplasmic side of plasma membrane.